Wasmannia auropunctata (little fire ant) is the source of this 3671-nucleotide messenger RNA. RefSeq names its product arginine/serine-rich protein PNISR. Gene Ontology annotation, cellular component: nuclear speck; presynaptic active zone. Bases 1093 to 3558 code for a protein of 821 amino acids. Gene Ontology annotation, molecular function: RNA binding. The record is from RefSeq and is a predicted model, not a curated record. The transcript has 12 exons. Lineage: Eukaryota; Metazoa; Arthropoda; Insecta; Hymenoptera; Formicidae.
AGGUUUCGAGCGUCGCGUUUUCAGCAUUUUAUAAUUUUUUAAGAAGUUUUGUGCCAAUUUUUAUACACGUGCGCACACACACACAUCCGUACUUUAAGGUUAGCGAAUAUCUAGUCUUUCGGGAAUCAUCGGGUAUAUGGCGGAAACACCCGACGGGGUCCUAUCCUAGAAAGAGACAGCACUACACCCCCCUUACCGCAAAUUAAACACCCAAAUUGCCUUGCGCUCCAUCCAUUGAUUCUUAGAUCCAUGGUGCAGCCGCUUUAUAUUAUGCUUUGUUAUGCAUUUGACAUUUCAUGUAUGUACUCCGAGUUUGACAGUUUGACUCCGAGCGGUUCGAGCUUACAGGUUAACAUCGGCUGCGUUUAGCCGAAAAAACAGCUUUGCAACUGUUGUAAAAUUCUUUAAUAUGAUUGGUUUAUACAUUUAGAUCCAUGAAGAACUAAGAGCAAAAACCAAUUACGUUGAAGAAUCUUACAACGGUUGCAAAGCUGCUUUCUCUGCUGAUUGCUGAACGCAGUCAUUCAUACUGUUUCACACUUCGUGGCGCGAGCGGACGUCGGCGCUGCGGGCUGCCGUGCGGGAUGCGCCAGGAUCCUGAUAUCUCCUAAUCGGUGGGGUACUGGGGUCGGCGGAGUGUUCACGGGUGCGUCGCGGAAUGUCGUCUGAAUCUCGGGAUCGCGUACCGUAAAAGCCGGCCCAGAGCUCCCGGGGAGCUUUCUCGUUGGCAGAACGGAUAUAUAUGCCGUCGAGCAAGCGUAUCCGGACAGUAACAGCGUCCGCGAACUUUCCGGGCAUACGGUAUAGUGAUACUGAUACGUCGUCCCGCCGUGCGGACGACGCACUUUCAGACGUUGGGAUUCUAGAUAUCGAGAGGGUCGAGGAGCAUCGGCAGAGAAAGAAGAGAGAGAGAAAGAGAGAGAGCAAGAGAGAGAACGAUCCGAAAAAGAAAAGUACGCAGGGACGCCAUUCUCGCGGUGCUUUCCGAAUUCCGAAUUUGCUUCCGAGAGUUCUGAGUGCCAAGGAUUAGACUAUGUUCUCGCUGUAGUAGGUUAAGAUACUUGGUUUGGGAUCCUGACCGCGGCUUCGUAGAUGAAGAUGAGCGGGGAAAUGUUCGAGGGGAAAGAUUAUCCGACUCAGUGGGCGCUCAAUCCCUCCGCUUAUCAAAACAUGAGUAACGAUCAAGUGGAUUGGGCGGCUCUGGCGCAACAGUGGAUAAAGAUGAAGGAAACCGUCGUGCCACCAGCCCCACCGCCACCCAGCAUAAAUCCCACGUGCUCCGCGAAUGAUGGCAGCGGCGAGGCACCGAUGGAUAUGGACACCAAGGACGAUGACGUGCCUCCCGCGCCACCUGCACCAACCAUCAGUGGAUCUGAAGCCUGGACUCAGUGGAACCAAUGGGGUCACUGGAACCCCUCAACAUCCGGGACUGGGAAUUGGGAGUGGAGCGGCGUUCCUCCUCCAGGUGUUACCAUAGAUCCCGACAGCAAACCGAUCGGACUUCCAGCUGUACCGGUUAUACCACCCGCGCCGACGAUAUCGACCACUACUGACUUCAACACACCUCCCCCUGCACCAUCGCUGUAUUCGUACAACUCGAUGCCGCCAGGACAAUCGUAUAAUCAGGUUACCAACUAUUGGUCCGGUGAGCCGCCUAAUGCAGUAUCGCCACAGCCGCUUCCCUUCAUGAAGGGCAUGAGGCACGCAAGUAGAGGACCUCACAUGAGAGUUAUGGAUUCCGUUCGAUGUCGAGAUGACACCAGAGAAAAGACACCGGAGGAGGAUACUACUACGACUAUAGACGCCGCAAAGCGGAGACAACUGCCGGCGUGGAUCCGCGAAGGACUGGAGAAGAUGGAGAAGGAGAAACAGAAGGCCAUGGAGAGAGAGAGGCUAGAGAUGCUGAGGAAGCAGGAAUUGGAAGCUCGCAAGCAGGCGGAGGACGAGGCGCGCGCGGUGCUCAAUCCCAGCAAGAGUAAAUUUGAUUCGGAUUCGGAGAAGGAGAUCGAGCAGGAUUUUGACGCGAAUAACGCACGCGGGCAGCAGUCUGCGGAAAAGAGCUAUGACCGCACUCCGGAUAUCGUUGUACGGCCGCGAAAAUCGCGAUUCAGGGACGCUGAUUCGCCCGAGUCUCAUACGGGCCCCGAUGAGAGUCCGACCGCUGUGGCUAGUGCGAUCCCGAUCGUGCAGAAGCGGUCUCGGGAAGAAAUUUUACAGGAUGUGAUGUUGAAAGUGAGGAGAUCGUUGACGGAAAUACUUCUGGAAGUGACGAACGAAGAGAUUGGCGCGGUAUGCAGGGAGGUUUGGAGCCGCGCACGUGCCAAAGUCCCUGCAGGAGAGACCCCCGUCGCAUCCCUCAACAUGGCCCCUCUUGCUCAGAUCACUCGCGAAUCACUCGGUCUGAGCAUCUAUAACGACAGUAACAGCGAGUCCGAGGAGGAGCAAGGCGAGCAUGCGCAGAUUCAGAACGACGACAGCGAUGAAGAGCUAAAGGAAACUCUGAGACGACGGCAGCAGGCGUUCCGCAAGACGGAGGAGGAGAUCGAGGCGCGGAUCGCCGAGGAGGAGGAGAAGGAGGAGCAGCAGCGCGACGAGGAGCAGUACAGUAAUAAGCAACAGGAAAAUCAUACCGGUAAUACUAGCUGCCGAGAGUCAGUUGAUGAAAAAGAAACGGUAGAUAAUCAGAGAGAAGCGUCCGAGACUUUGUCGAGCGGCGGUCAAAGUCCAACGGCGGCGAUGACGGUGGCGGCAGCGACGCCGCAGAGCGCGCCGGCGGCCGACGGCCAGCAGGCGGCGAAGGCGGGAAGCACCGCGUCGGGAUCCGCCGAUUCCGAGUCGAGCAGCACCGAGUCCACGAGCAGCUUGUCCGAAUCGAGCCACGAAUCCGCGUCUAAGAAGCAUCACGAGAAAACGCGUGCGAGCAAGCAACAGUCGCAGCAGCGCGAGCAGCAGCAACAGCAGCGUUACAAUCGACGGCGCAAGUCGAAGAGCAGAAGCAAAUCGCGGAGUGGCCGACGAUCCACUAGAUCGUCGCGCUCGUCCGAACGCGGUGGCGGUGGCGGUGGCGGUGGCGGUGGUGGCGGCCACAAGCGGCCUCGAUCACGCUCGAGAUCAGCGAAAUCACGGAAGGACUACCGCUCGCGAUCCUCACGUUCCUCGAGCGAUCACAGAUCCAGCAGGAAGCGUCGUUCGCGGUCGCGCGACCGGAAGCGCGCGAGGUCGCGCUCGCACAGUUACCGCCGCUCCAGGUCGACGUCCACCGACAGAAAGUGGUCCUCCCGUUCCUCGCGCUCCCGCAGAUGGAAGUCACGCUCGCAUUCCAGGGAGAGGCGGCGUGACAGCCGGUCGCGCAGCAAGUCGUCGCGGGGAGCGAAGCGCGGAAGAUCGCGGUCGAGGACGCGCAGCCGCUCGCGGGAUCGCAGACGGUCGAGGUCCUACGUCUCCGGGAGAAGCCAACGACGGGGCAGUCGGUCCAGGUCGCGGGACCGAAGUAGAAAGUCACGGUCCAAGUCGAGCUAUCGCGAUGGUAAGAAGUCGUCACAUCGAUACAGGAAUUGAGGUCAGGACCCGCUCCUAGCCCAAGCAUCUCCCACUGGCUUCCGCUCGGCUUCGAUGUUUCACUAUGAUUCAGUUCGUCGACGUACACGACAUUGUGGUACAGUUAUAAUUUU